CCUCUUCUUCAAUUUCUUUUCGUUUGGGUCUAGUUUCCCCUUUUUUUUUUCCCCGCUGACAAUUAUUAGAUCUUUCUUAAUUUCUUCAAAUUACUACUACCAAUUAGGCAAUUACCCAAUUUCCUAUUGGCCAAGAAUAAUACUGUGUGACUCUGUGAUAGUGAAAUAUGGAUGGACUCAUGGCACAUUACCAAUAAACUUCUUCCCCUUUCCUUAAAUUUAUUAUCUCUCAACCGUUUCUCUCUCACUCUUUCUCUCUUACAACAAAAAGGGUCCUCGAAUCUCUCCCCAUCUCUCCUUCUCACUCUCUUUCGGGUAUUGAAAAGCCCACGUUGAGGACCCAUCUCGUGCUUCAUGGAUGAUUCCAUUCUAUUGUUUUGUUAUUGCCAGUGAUUAUACUCUUCCUCUUCUUCGUUUCUUACAUAUUGUCCAAAGGUUGUGAAAAAGCUGGUCUUUGAUUCAUCGUAAUGUGGUAAAAAGAUUGGAUUUUUCUUCUGCAAGUGAUAGCACUAUGGAUAGUUCUUCGUUGGAGGGUAAAAUUUUUUUCUUCCACUUGUUUUGUUGUUUUGAUGGUUUAUGAUUCAGCAGAGUUUUCCUGUGAUGAAUUUUGGCUUGUUUCCUCAAUGUUAUCCUUAGCUUGUCGGUUAGUUACUUAAAUGUUGAAAAGUCUACUCUUUGAAACGUUCUCAAUCCUGAAAAAAAUUCAAUCUUGAUCCAUUUCUCUGUUUUUUUUGUAUGUAAGUAAAGGUUCUGAAGACUAGUGAUAUUGUUGGGAGAUAGCAAUUUAAUUUGAUUAGAUCUCCUUGGGAGUUUCUGUGAUUGGAAAUUGUGUUGUUUCGUGUGUAUGUGCUGUCAAUGAGUAUGUGAUUUUUAAUUUUCUUUUGGGGUUAUUGUAAUUUAGUAGUGGUGGUUACCCACUCCCUAUUGGUUUUUUAGCAUUUUCCUGAAUAAAAAUGUAAAAGCAUCUGAGUAGGAUGCCAGCAAUGUCGUUUUCGCUUGCCUCUAAUAUUCACCUCUUUAGUCUUUACAAUGGAAGGCUUAUGUUUAAGCAAUUUGCUCUUCAUUAAUGCUUCUGCAAGGUUUUCUGAAUUUUAAUAUAAUCCUCUCAGCGCACCAUUAGGAGAGCCACUUGUACUGCAAAGUCAACGUGAAAGUUGGUGCUAAUCAGUCUGUAUUCUUUUUUAAAUAGAAAAAUGCCUUCCAUUGGCCGGGUAUCUUACGAUUCAUCAGGGUUAGAAUGCAUUUUUCUGUUCUCAUUUCCCUUUCAAUGUGAUUAUUUUUUGUGGGAGUUGAAAAGGAUGCAGUUAGGUGCUCUGCUCCUUGCUGAAAUAACUGUGUUCUGGCGUAAAACUUUUUGGGUCAACCUUCAUUUCACAACCUGAUUAGCUUGUUGGUUUGUCAUCAUCUGUUAUGUGGAUUUUGACGUUUGAAAUCGAUGGUACUUUGGAUACGUGUGAAAGUGUGGGAGAUGCUUUAAACAGUAGGGAAAAUAUGCUGGCAUGUGCAUUAGAGUAAUGUGUCAUGUAUGUAAAUUAGUAGAGGAAUUAUUAGCAGUUCGUUUGACUGUAUUUAUAGAUGUAUAUAAGCAGUUACAACUUGUAAAUAAAGCUUCCUCCUUUUGGCCUGAAUUUCUUAAAUUUUCUGGUUCUAAGUUUUGUUUGGAACCUUCUUCUAUGCAGGGUUGAGCCGCGAUCCAUCAAAGUGUGGUAAGUUAACCAUGGAUGAAAAACGGGAAAUUGUGCAUGCUUUGUCCAAGUGGUCCCAUGGUGCAUCAGAGAUCCUGCAGUCCUGGAGCCGUCAGGAAAUAUUAGAAGUUCUCUGUGCUGAAAUGGGGAAAGAAAGGAAAUAUACUGGUUUGACAAAGGUGAAAAUAAUAGAGCAGCUUAUGAAAAUUGUGUCUGAGAAGAACUUGCAUGAGCAUGCUACUGCAACUGAUAAUGAACCAAAGACUUCAUCAGACAGUCCGCAAAAACCUGCCAAAAGGCAGCGGAAAUCUGAUAAUCCUAAUCGAUUAUCUGUUCCAACAAAUGUAGCAACCACCUUUGAGGUUCCUGUAGAGGUGGAAACUACAAAUUAUUGCAAAAAUAUAGCUUGUAAAGCGGCACUGGGUAAAGAUUAUUCAUUCUGCAAGAGGUGUUCGUGCUGCAUUUGCCAUAAGUAUGAUGACAACAAGGACCCUAGCUUGUGGUUGAUUUGCAGCUCAGAGGUUCCGUUUCAAGGCGUAUCAUGUGGCAUGUCUUGUCACCUUGAAUGUGCCCUUAAAAAUGAAAGAGCUGGCAUCAUCAAGGAUAAGCUGGACAAUAGACUUGAUGGGAGUUUCUAUUGUGUAUCUUGUGGGAAGAUGAAUGAUAUUCUUGGGUCCUGGAGAAAACAACUUCUUAUAGCAAGGGACACCAGAAGGGUUGACAUACUCUGUUAUCGGGUUUCCCUGUGCCAAAAGAUUCUUAAUGGAACCAAAAUCUACCAAAAUCUGUACGAAAUUGUUGACAAAGCCGUGACAAUGCUUGAGGCAGACGUCGGUCCUUUAACUGGUUUACCAGUGAAGAUGGGUAGAGGUAUAGUAAAUCGGCUAUCUGCUGGACCAGAGGUUCAGAAACUCUGCUCUGCUGCCAUUGAGUCCCUUGAUUCCGUUCUCUCAGCAAGAGCUUCUGACGUGCCUGCAGAUCAUACUAUGGUUGCUCCAAAAUUGGUUACACUUGAAGAUAUCCGCUCCUCAUCUAUUACUGUGCGUUUGAUGUAUGAAGAGUCCUCUCUGGGAAAUGGAACAACAUGUAACGUAUGGCAUCGAAAAUCAGUCGAUUUAGACUAUCCAAGGGAGCCUACUUGCACAGUGUUUCCACCAAAUUGGACGUGCACUUUAUCAAGUCUAGCACCAGAUACUGAUUAUCUUCUCAAGCUUGCAUCCCUUGAUAAUGGUAGGGAAUUAGGAACAUGUGAAGUAAGUUUUCGAACAGCAAUUGCUGUUGUUGAUGUCUCUAAUGCCAAUUCAAAAGAAGUGGAAGUUGAAAGAACUGAAAGUCCGGCUACCAAUUGCAGUAGCCUUUCUAAUCCUUCGUCAGUUGAAGAUGAAACUAAUAAUGUUAACCCCAGCAGCAAUGAGAGUGAGACCAGGGGGGAUAACUAUCUUAACCACCAUGAUACAGCUGAAAACAUGAUUUCGGCGAACAUGUUAAACGGCUACUCAGAUAAAAUAGAAAGAGGUAUCAAUGGGGAUGCCUCAUCCUUGCUGGAUGAGGAGCAUAGCAUGGGGAAAAUUUGUUCAGUUUCAAAUGCUGAUGCUGUGAAUCUUGAGAACAAGCAAUCACUGGAAGAACAAAUGGUUGAAGAAACAAGCACUGACAAUGGGUCAACUACCCCUCAUCGAACAGGCAAAGAGUGUGUUCCAGUGCUCAGUAAUCCAGUAAACGUGUUGCCAAUUACUCCCUGCAAGUUUGAUAAUACAAAGGAUGGGCUUCAAAGAAGCUGCAGACCGAAACUUGCUAUCAAGGACCUUGAUAACGGGUCUGGAAAAGAAGAGGAACCUCGAGCUGGUAGUUCAUCUAAAAAGAGAAAGUUUGAAAGCCUAGGUGAUGAAUCUGGUACAGUGGACAAGGACUUUGAAUAUUACGUUAAGAUGAUCCGGUGGUUGGAAUGUGAAGGGCAUAUUGAAGCUGCAUUCAGGCAAAAAUUCCUGACUUGGUACGGCUUGAGAGCCUCGCCUCAGGAGGUGAGAAUUGUGAAGGUAUUUGUCGACACAUUUAUUGAAGAUCCGGAGUCACUUGCUGGACAGCUGAUUGACAGCUUCUCUGAUGUCAUUUCGAACAAAAGAUCAAGCGCUUUGCCGGCAGGGUUCUGCCUGAAGCUUUGGCAUUAAGGAAUCAGACACCAUUUCAUGUUUCCUGCAAAAAAACGCAAGAGUUAUCUAGAUGAAUUCUUUGGAGUUUUUUUCAGUAGAACUCAGUUAUUCAAAUUCUAAUGGUAGGAUAUUAAUGGAUUAUUACUAGGAUACUGCAUAGCCCAUAUAUACUAUUAUGUCAUUAUAGUGAAAGUUAGGAAAGUAGGCUUUCUUUCAUUUGAUGGAAUGCUUCUUUCUAGUUCUCUAUAUUUUUACCAGACAAUUGUACAGAAUCAUUAACUUCAUAUAAAUGUCAGAUCUAUUUAUAAUGUCAUAGAACAUGUGAUUCAGAA
Oldenlandia corymbosa var. corymbosa is the source of this 4167-nucleotide messenger RNA. The record is from the annotation of a GenBank genome assembly. NCBI's taxonomy places the organism in Eukaryota, Viridiplantae, Streptophyta, Magnoliopsida, Gentianales, Rubiaceae.